Owenia fusiformis is the source of this 1717-nucleotide messenger RNA. Lineage: Eukaryota; Metazoa; Annelida; Polychaeta; Sabellida; Oweniidae. The record is from the annotation of a GenBank genome assembly.
ACAAAACUGAAAAGAAAAUGGAAAGCGCCAAAAAUAUUGCUGAAAAAGUCGAACCUGAUGACCAUAUAUCCAUGGUAGACGUCUUAGAAGAAGAGAAUAAGCUAGAAGAAGAUGCAACUGCAGUGUUAGGAGAUAGUGAUGACAAAAACUGCACAUAUCUGAUGGGCUACAUACCACGGCAAGCUGUUUACUCAUGCGUAACAUGUAAAAGUGAUGCUAAUGGUCCUGCUGGAAUGUGCCUUGCCUGCUGUCUAGUAUGCCAUGAGGGACAUGAUCUCUUGGAGUUAUACACAAAAAGAGAAUUCAGAUGUGACUGUGGAAAUAGCAAGUUCCCAAACUUUGAAUGCAAACUUACUCCAAAAAAAUGUGCAAUCAAUGAGGAUAACAGCUAUAAUCAGAACUAUAGAGGUCUCUACUGUACAUGUCACAGGCCAUACCCAGAUCAUGAUGAUAGUAUAGAAGAUGAGAUGAUUCAGUGUGUGAUAUGUGAGGACUGGUACCAUGGUAGGCAUCUGGGUAGGGAUCCACCUGACACUGAUAUCUUCCAGGAGAUGAUCUGUAAAGACUGCAUGGCUAAACAUGAGUUCCUUUGGGCAUACACAGUGCAAUCCACAGUUACAAGCAAGAUGUGCCAGCAGACCCAGGAUGUAAGUGUCAAUGUGGACACAGUAUCUCCAGUGAAGGAGGCAACAAAUACAGCUGAUAUCCCCGAAUCAAGUGUUCCUAAGACAGAGGAGGUGACAAAAUGCAGUACUAGUAGUGAUGGAGUACAGCCUGCACCAACAGUAGAACCAUUACUCAAUGUGACGAGUGAAGAUGACACUCCACUAAAAGAGGAAAAGAUAAAUGGUGCUUCUAAUGACAUUCCAGUAAAUAAAAAUGACAGUACUGUUGCUGAGGAUACCUCAGUUGGAAGUAUAUGUAAAUAUGGGGAACUUUCCACCAGAAAAUUUGAAGUGAAAAACUGUGCAACAUUCUGGAAGGAUGGAUGGAGAUCAAAGCUUUGUACAUGUGCAUCAUGCAAGGAAAUGUACACCAUGGCAAAAGUGCAGUUUCUGACAGAUCAGUCAGACACAGUUCUAGCAUAUGAAGAAAGAGGGCGCACUAAGCAUGGUGGUUCACAAUACGAGCGUGGAAUGAAUGUUCUCUCAAGUAUGGAUAGAAGUAAACAAGUGGAAAUGCUUCAUGGUUACAAUGAUCUGAAGACUGAACUGAGUGAUUAUCUGAAAAAGUUUGCAGAAAAUGGCAAGGUUGUCCGGCAAGAAGACAUCAAAGAAUUCUUUGAAGGCAUGUCAUCCCGCAAGCGUCAGAAAGUGGAGACAUCUAUACCACACUUCUGUAGGUAGAGACACUAUAAACUACUUUACCGUGUUCAAAAACUGCCAUUACAAGGAUUGUGUGAACAACAAUUUUCCGUAGGCAGACAAACUGGAAAUGCUUAACUGUGUACAAAACACAGUCAUUACAUAAUAGAACAGAAGUAAAAACACCUGAAUAUACCACACUUUAAUAUGUACACAAACCAAGAAAUGCUUUACUGUGUUUAAAACACUCACAUAUACAAAAGAACAUUAUAUACUUGGAAACAUGCAUACAGUAUGUUCAUUUUCUUCGAAAGAAUUUAUUUUUUACCACAUGUUUAGACUUAGAUUCACAAAAUAGAUACUAAGCUGACAUCUGAUACAAGGUGAGACAAAAAAGGUAACCCAAACAAAUG